Messenger RNA from Neoarthrinium moseri, 1614 nucleotides. RefSeq lists its product as uncharacterized. The record is from RefSeq and is a predicted model, not a curated record. Gene Ontology annotation, molecular function: hydrolase activity, hydrolyzing O-glycosyl compounds. The coding region runs from base 1 to 1614 and encodes 537 amino acids. The transcript has a single exon. Gene Ontology annotation, biological process: carbohydrate metabolic process. Lineage: Eukaryota; Fungi; Ascomycota; Sordariomycetes; Amphisphaeriales; Apiosporaceae.
AUGCCUCCUAUCCUCAAUCCCAUCCUUCCUGGCUUCAACCCGGACCCGUCGAUUCUUCGGGUCGGGGAUGACUACUAUAUUGCUACUUCGACAUUCGAGUGGUACCCAGGCGUGCAGAUCCACCACUCCAAGGACUUGGCAAACUGGGACCUGGUGACUCGACCCCUGAACCGUAAGAGUCAGCUGGACAUGCGAGGAAACCCUGAUAGUUGCGGAGUUUGGGCGCCUUGCCUGACGUACGAUGGCGAUAAGUUCUGGCUCGUUUAUACCGAUGUCAAGCGAAAAGACGGAUCAUACAAGGACACACAUAAUUACAUCGUUCACGCCCCUGCCAUCGAAGGGCCAUGGUCUGACCCUAUAUAUGUCAACUCCUCCGGCUUUGAUCCUUCACUGUUUCACGACGACGAUGGACGCAAGUGGUUCGUUAACAUGCUGUGGGACCACCGUCGACGGCCACAAGCCUUUGCAGGUAUUGUGUUGCAGGAGUUUGAACCAGCUUCCGGCAAGUUAGUCGGCCCCAAGAAGAACAUCUAUCCCGGCACAGACCUGGGGUUGGUGGAAGGUCCCCAUCUCUACCAGCGAAACGGCUGGUAUUAUCUCUUGACUGCCGAGGGCGGCACAGGCUACGAGCACGCCUGCACGCUCGCACGCUCAAGGGACAUAUGGGGUCCGUAUGAGACACAUCCGCAGAAGCACAUCGUAACAUCCAAGGGCACGCCAUGGGCUGCAAUCCAGCGGGCUGGUCACGGCGACAUUGUUGAGACACCGGAAGGCAAGACGUACUUGGUGCACUUGAGUGGACGGCCCACGACGCAAUUCAGGCGGUGUGUUUUGGGACGGGAAACCGCGAUACAAGAAGCGUAUUGGAGUGACGAUGACUGGCUAUAUGUGAAAGAUGGGCCUGUGCCCUCGUUGAAAGUUGAUGUUCCCGGAACUCGGGAUGAAACUAGAUACUGGGAGGAACAACGCUAUACGUUUGAUAAGGAGCUACACAAGGACUUCCAGUGGCUCCGGACACCAGAACCCGAACGCAUCUUCUCAGUCCAGGGUGGCAAGCUGUCCCUCACAGGCAGAGAGGCGAUCGGCUCUUGGUUCGAGCAGGCGUUGGUGGCGCGCCGCCAGACACACUUCUCCUACGAUGCUGAGACGGUCAUCGACUUCUCUCCCACGGACGAACGCGAGUUCGCCGGCCUCACGGCUUACUACUGCCGGUUCAACUUCUUCUACCUGACCGUCUCCGCACACUCUGACGGAAAGCGCGAACUGCUUAUCCAGAGCUGCGAGGCGUCGUGGCCCAGUGGCAACUUGAACAUGCCGUUUCCCGAGCCCGUGCAAAUCCCCAAUGAAGGGAAAGUUAGGCUCGCGCUUUCAAUUCGUGGCAAGGAGUUGCAGUUCUUCUACGCGCUCGAGGGAGAGGACCUCAAGAAGAUCGGACCGGUAUUCGAUGCUUCGAUUGUGUCAGACGAGUGUGGUGGGCACCAGGCGCAUGGGAGCUUUACUGGUGCCUUUGUGGGCGUGGCCUGCUCGGAUCUAAACGGCACAGCUAGGGAGGCCAAGUUUGAUUAUUUCACAUACCGCCCAGUCAAGCAUGAGAGCGACCGGUACGAAAUAUGA